AUGAACAAGAAUCCAUUCGUGCCGCAGCCAGCGCACACACCUACUCAACCACCCCUUCCUCCUGGACCGCCACCAAACUCUCAGCCAGAUUACUCGGGCUACUGGGCAGCGGCAGCAGCAGCUCAUCAGCAGCCGGGGCAGGGCGUACCAGGAUAUAAUCCUCAAUGGAACGCCCCUCAGGCGGCACCUAGACCUACUCCAGAGCAGAGUGCACUCUAUGCAAACUAUGGCUAUGGCGGUCGGCAAGGUCAUCAUUGGCAGCAACAGCAGAGAAAUCCGCCCGCCCAGCAGCAUCCCCAUCCAUAUCCACCCCCUCCACCUGUUGUGCAGCCGCCUCCGCCUCCGCCUCAACAGUACAACCCAUAUCAGCCUUCGGCGGGAUAUCAUCAACCCUAUGUGCCACCCGGGGUUCCUCAUCCUCAACAUAUGAUUCCGCCGACUCCGUAUCAGCAACCUCAUCAGCUGCCGCCUCCUCCUCAGCCAUACUACCCGACUCAACCACAGCAAGUUCAACCUCCUCAACACCGACCGAAUCUCCACCACACUCCCCCUCAGCACCUUCCUCCCGCGAAGCGGCAGCGAUUCGAUGGCCCGAACUCUAGUCAGCGACAACUUGGUCCUCCGCCCCCGCAGCCUUCGUUCCAGCCUCCUCCCGCGCCUACUCAGCCCACGUAUAAUCAGCAGCCUGCGGGUAUAAACCAGAUUCCGCUUGGGAUGGGUAACAAAGGCAAUCGGGGAGGGAGCUUCACCCAGCGUGGGCGGGGCGGAAACAUGGGGAACAACCGCGGGAUGGGAGGAUCUCGAGGGGGUCGAGGCGGGAGCACGUAUUUGAACGGGCCCGGCGGCGGACGCGGUGGCGGAAGCCAGGGGUCGAUGCGUGGGCAAGGUUCUCGUGGUGGGUUUGGCAAGUCGGAUUUCCACCGCAGAGGCGGAGGCGGAGGUGGAGGUGGAGGUGGUUCGUUCAACACCGGAGGCCAUCAGCACCACUCGGGUGGCUCGUUCCGUGGUGGUCGCUCGUCUGGUGGUCGUCGGCAAGAUGGAGGAGGAGGAGGGACGUCCUUUGGUAACAGAGAUGGCUCGAUGGCCAGCAUUGGAAGCAGCGGAAAGAAGGACGAGAAUCGCCGGACGCUCACGGAUUUCAAGAUUGUUGGACUCGAGAUGCCUGCGCUUGAUUGGCACUGGGGCGUCUUGCCUUCUCCUCCUUCUGACGAGAGUACAGUCAAGAAAGAGGAGAAGGAGACCGAUAUAUCUGCUCUGGACAGCAAUGCUUCGUCUUCUACUGCUACUGCUCAAAGUGAAGACAUGGACACGGCUGGCGAGGCAUCUUCUAGGCAACCUAAGUCUGAGGAAGAUGACCACAACCCGGAUAACAAUGAUUUGAAUCAACCGGAACCUGCGUCGGAUUCAAAGGCAAAGCCUGCGGCGGCUCCGUCGCACCUACCUGUAGCUCCAGCUGCAGCAUCUUCUGCGACGGAUGCUUUGAACCCGCCUCCCUCUCGUAUCCGCAUCUACUUCCACACGCCGGUCUCCGCCGAUGACUCGCAUCCCAUAGCCCAGUCUUUCGUUUGGUCUUCCGAUACGCGUAAGGGCAAGCGCAAGAAGUCCGAAGAUGAUGAUGGAGAUCUCGAGGAAGGUCGGGAGAGGCCGCCCCCGCCUCAACCGCACGGCAGUGGCAUGAGCGAUGAUGGAACCGGGCGGGGAAGUCUUGCGCCAAGUGUAGCGGAGACAGCUAGCGAAGGCGACUGGCUGAUGGCCGCCAUCGUUGAAGAUGAAAGCCACGCUGAUGGUGAAGGAGAAAGAGUCGACGAAGAAUACAGCGAUCUUCAGAUCGAUUCGACCCAGCACACGCACGUUCCAGACAGCGCUGAGGAAACGCGCCCGACCGAACCAAGUGGUGAGCAUGGGUUGGGUCUGGCUACUGUUGAGAAUCGUGAUCUUCCUGUGGAUGUUGCUCCCGUGGAGCCAGCUGGCAUCCUUGCGGAAAAGUCUGAGUCUUCAUCUGCGAAGAUUGAUGAGAAUGCGUCGCUUGCCGAUAGCAUACAUGCGGAGGUUAGGAGAGGACUAGAGGAUGUGCUGGAACAUGCACCUCUAACGGCUGGCGGGGACGAUGUCAAGGACUCAGGCCCACUUCCGUCAUUUUCAGUGGAUGCCUCUGCGCCGUGCGCCUCUUCUGCAGAGCACACGAGCCCUGUUGCAGAGAACGUGGAGACACGCGCUUCUACCCCCGUUGCUCCUUCUCAAAACGUGUCCGCUCCUGAGGGAACUGUCGCUGACCUUGAUGACUCUUCCGCGCAGGUUAUAUUGCCUACCAAAAGGCCACUUCAGCUGUCCGCAUCGCUUGCGUCAACCGUCCUCAACGACGAAGAGGACAACGACGAGACUCAAAGGCAAUCUCCUCCGCAUGAAGAAAUUGCGACGCAAAUCGCUGAGGAUUCCACCAUCCCUUCCAAAGAGGAUAAAGCCUAUGGCAACGAAGGAGAGAAUUAUCACGAUUUCAACCACGAUCAAGAUCAUCUCCCAGAGCCACCCGCUUCCCCAACUUCGAAUACACUGUUGUCGACCUCGUCUGGAUCAACAUAUGGCGGAGAUCCACCUUCGUCUCAGCCGCCUGCUUCGCAAGUACCAGAUGCGGCGGUAGCGAAGACCCAAGGCGAGCGAGCACCGAGUGCCAACCGACUGUCGAUAUCAUACGCUUCGGGAACGAGACGACUUGUGGUGGAUGCGGAAGUCGUGGAAUCUUUGAAAGUGUUCCGCUCCGAAGGCAGGAUUGAGGUCCAUUUCGAGUUGCAGAAGGAUGCAGAAGGGCUAAAGGGCGUACUGGUCGAAGGUUACUCUGAAGAGACGAAGGCUUAUCUUCCAUUAUCCUCCUUGCCGGUAGAGCCUACGGAUGACAUGACAAUUCCUUCAUUCUCGAAAGCCACGCUUCCCACCAAGAUCACCCUCCUUGCGCACCUUGAAGUUGAGCGACCGCUGUCGGAGCCCAAGUGGGUGAAGUCAGGAGACGUGCGCGAGUGGCUUAAGAGCAUGUUUGGACGCAUGUUUUGGGCAGCAGGUGAUGCGGCUGAUGGAUGGGAGAAGAAGAUUGAGGUCGUCGACCCUGAUCCGCCGCCGACUAUAUGGACGGUGCUGGACUCAUGGGCCACGAACUCAUCUGUCGGAACGCAGACAGAGCGUCAGCGCUUUAUCAAGACGCAUAUGACAGAGCCAGACAACAUUCUGGAGGUGCUCCUGCGGUUGGUCCGAGGGGAGCGCGCAACACCGUUUUCGCACCAGGCAACACCUGCGAUUGCCGCGUCGGGCGUGUCGGGGCCGCUGCUGUCUGCGUUGACUGAAAACACCGUGCAUGGUGCUCAGCAGACGCACGUCUCGCUCGCCGUGUUGGCCCUGUUCAAGAUGGGUGUCGAGUUCGGGGGGCGUUCCGGUGGCGACAAGGGGCGCGCUGAGGCAGAAGAGCGGAUGGGCGAGAUUAUGCGCACGUGCUCGGCUAUCGCCGAGAGGACAGGGCGCAGUUGUGCAGAGAUAGAACGCGUCACCGCGAGUGCGUGUACCCAUUCACUCUCCUCCACCAUGUUCCGAAACACGUACGACUCCGACAACACAGUCUUCUCGCCGCAGGGACGACUGCAUCAGGUCGAGUAUGCGCUCGAGGCCGUCAAGCAGGGGUCUGCCGCGGUUGGUCUACGGUCAAAAACCCAUGCUGUCCUUCUCGCACUCAAGCGCUCGACAGGGGAGCUUGCAUCGUAUCAGCAGAAGAUGUUUCGGAUAGACGACCAUGUCGGCAUUGCGAUCGCGGGGCUUACGUCGGACGCGCGUGUGUUGAGCAACUUCAUGCGUCAGCAAGCCAUGUCAUCUCGUAUGGCCUUCAACCGCCCGAUGCCUGUUGGACGGUUGGUUUCCUCGAUCGCUGACAAGGCACAGGUGAACACCCAGGAGUACGGCAGGCGGCCAUACGGUGUCGGUUUCCUGGUAGUCGGACAUGACCAAGGCGGCCCACAUCUCUAUGAAUUCUCUCCUUCUGGCAACUCGUACGAGUACUUUGCUAUGUCUAUCGGCGCUCGGAGCCAGAGCGCGAAGACGUAUCUGGAGAAGCACUAUGAGAGCUUUGUUGAUUGUGAUCUCGAGACCUUGAUCAAGCACGGCCUCCAUGCACUGCGCGAGACGCUACAGCAGGACAAGGAGCUGACGAUAAACAACACGUCGAUCGGGAUCGUUGGACCUACGGGUCAGCACGAGAAGCCGCAGGCACGGGGCACCGAGGGGUCGUUCCGGAUGCUCGAGGGCGAAGACAUCGAGGUGUACCUUCGGACCAUGGAGAGCAAGGAGGAGCCCGCCCCCGCUGCCGUACCUGCUGCUGAUGCAUCUGAGGAGAGUGGUACAGGGGCCACGGGAGGGGACGAGGAUGUGCAGAUGGCGGGAUAGAAUAAACCUUUGAAUGUACUUUGUACCACGUCAUCCAAUAGCUUUCCUAUCACCAGUUUUAUU
Molecule: messenger RNA, 4482 nt
Organism: Coniophora puteana RWD-64-598 SS2
Lineage: Eukaryota; Fungi; Basidiomycota; Agaricomycetes; Boletales; Coniophoraceae
Exons: 10
Coding region: 1-4419 (1472 amino acids)
Biological process (GO): ubiquitin-dependent protein catabolic process
Cellular component (GO): proteasome core complex, alpha-subunit complex; nucleus; proteasome core complex
Source: RefSeq, a predicted model, not a curated record